AUGACGGCGUACGUUGGACGAGCGUGGUCGAUGCUUCGAUUCUACACGGAUUUCGCAUACGCCGGUGUCGCCUAUCUCGUCAAUUCGAAAGCUCAUCGAGCAAUGCCGAGCCUAACCCACGUGGAGCCCAUCGAGAAGCUUUCUGACGCUGUCACCCGAAUCCUCGGCCACAAUCCAGGACCAUUCACUCUCCAGGGAACCAACACGUAUCUGCUAGGAACUGGUUCCGAUAAAAUCCUAAUCGACACUGGUGAGCCGAACAUCUCCGGAUACAUCUCCGCGCUGAAAUCCGUGCUCUCCUCCACGAAUUCUCAAAUCGCCUACAUUGUAAUCACCCAUUGGCAUGGAGAUCACGUCGGAGGAAUCGAUAAUAUUCGAGAGGAGAUUUUGAAUCACAAGAAGAUACCAAUCUACAAAAUGCAGAGGGAUAAAGAUGAAGGUGUGGAGAGAUUCACAUAUGUCGAAGAUGGUCAUCAGGUGAAAGUGGAUGGUGCCACAUUGAAGUUCAUCGCUACACCAGGUCACACUGCUGAUCACUUUGCGUUGUGGUUGGAAGAGGAAAGAGCACUUUUCAGUGGAGACUGUAUUCUGGGAGAAGGAACGACUGUGUUUGAAGACCUCCACGACUACAUGACGUCACUUCAGAAGAUUCGGGGGCUGGAUGCGACGAGAAUCUAUCCAGGACACGGGCCAGUUAUCAAUAAAGUCGGGGAGAAGGUUGAUGAGUAUAUUGAGCACCGAAUGAUUCGAGAGAGACAAAUUGUGGCAGUUCUCAAGGAUCAUGAAGAGAUUACGAGUAUGGAUGUGACGAAUCAAGUGUACAGCGAUUCUCCGUGGGCGGUGAGAUUGGCGGCGUUGAACAAUGUGAAGUUGGUUUUGAAGAAGUUGAUUAAGGAUGGGGUGGUUGAGAAUCCAUACUUUGAGACUUUCAAAUGGAUUGGAGAGAAGAAGAUUGAAAAGAAAGGAGCUAAUUUGUAA
Messenger RNA from Caenorhabditis briggsae, 978 nucleotides. Gene Ontology annotation, molecular function: RNA endonuclease activity; single-stranded RNA binding. Gene Ontology annotation, cellular component: mitochondrial matrix. The record is from RefSeq and is a predicted model, not a curated record. NCBI's taxonomy places the organism in Eukaryota, Metazoa, Nematoda, Chromadorea, Rhabditida, Rhabditidae. The coding region runs from base 1 to 978 and encodes 325 amino acids. The transcript is spliced from 3 exons.